Messenger RNA from Kogia breviceps (pygmy sperm whale), 3389 nucleotides. The record is from RefSeq and is a predicted model, not a curated record. Lineage: Eukaryota; Metazoa; Chordata; Mammalia; Artiodactyla; Physeteridae.
AGCCUCCUGUCAGCCAUACCGGGGAGGGUGGUUCGCAGAAGGCCCCAUGUCUAUCUCCCGUUUUUACAGUUCCGAAUCGGAGGCUCAGCAGACCGUAUGGUUUUUCUACAUGAGUGGAGAAGGUAGAUGUUGCAAGUAGAAGAGAUACAACAUUUGUUUAGGAUGUCUGAAGAUGAAGAAAAAGUGAAAUUACGUCGUCUUGAACCAGCUAUUCAGAAAUUUACUAAGAUAGUAAUCCCAACAGACCUGGAGAGGUUAAGAAAGCACCAGAUAAAUAUUGAGAAGUAUCAGAGGUGCAGAAUCUGGGACAAGUUGCAUGAAGAGCAUAUCAAUGCAGGACGUACAGUUCAGCAACUCCGCUCCAAUAUCCGAGAAAUGGAGAAGCUUUGUUUGAAAGUCCAAAAGGAUGACCUUGGACUUCUGAAGAGAAUGAUAGAUCCUGUUAAAGAAGAAGCAUCAGCAGCAACAGCAGAAUUUCUUCAACUCCAUCUGGAAUCUGUAGAAGAACUUAAGAAACAAUUUAAUGAUGAAGAAACUUUAUUACAGCCUUCUUUGACCAGAUCCAUGACUGUUGGUGGAACAUUUCGCACUACUGAAGAUGAAGCUGAUCCUCAGAGUAUGACUCAGAUAUAUGUGUUGCCUGAAAUUCCUCGAGAUCAAAAUGCUGCAGAAUCAUGGGAAACCUUAGAAGCGGACUUAAUUGAACUUAGCCAACUGGUCACUGAUUUCUCUCUCCUAGUGAGUUCUCAGCAGGAGAAGAUUGACAGCAUUGAAGACCACGUCAACAGUGCUGCUGUGAAUGUUGAAGAGGGAACCAAAAACUUGGGGAAGGCUGCAAAAUACAAGCUGGCAGCUCUUCCUGUGGCAGUGAAUUCCAAUGAGGCAACACACCAUUUCUCAUUGUUCUUAAAUAACUGGAAAACAUCAAGUAUUGCUACCUCCUGACUCAUAUCUUUAAUAUAAUACCAGGAAGGAAGUACUUUGAUUUUGUUUUUCUUCUGCUGAUUUAGCUCUCCUACCCACCUAAGCUGGAGCCAGUAACCUAAGAAGCCCCAGAAAAGGGGUGUGCUGGCCAGAGUUCCUGGAGCAAGAACUUUCAGGUUAUACUGAAGCCGAGUGCUGUAUAGGGAGAGUUCUGCGAAUCCACAAACCUUCCUCUGUGGGCUGCCUGCCUGCCCGUAAGUGCCCUAAAGUAGUUUGCACAGGAGUAAGGACUGAAUACUGGUGUUAUCUAUCAAUCACAAGAAACUGUACAUAAAAUGUACAACAUUUUUCUCCAGUGAAAGUCACAGAAGCCAAACCAAGUCAUUCUUUGUGUUAACUUAAAAACGGAAAAGUCAUUUUCAGGGUCCCCCUUGCCCUUCGUUGCUGCCGUAUGAAAUCUUUGGGAGGAAGGAUGAAGAAAAGCACGGGGAAAUGGUUCUCCUGUGAAAUGGGACAUUUUCUUCUCAUAAUAAAGUAUAACAUGGCGGUGGCUAUCAGGUACUUAUGAAUGCUAGAAACUCUUUUUAAGUAGUCAGAGGCCUAGUAAAAGGUAGGGAAGCUUCCCCCUAGCCUAAAUUAAUGUGAACAGUUCAGGUUCUGUUUGUGUUUUUAUUAACAUUUCAUGUUGUUUCUAACCAGAUGUUCUAAACUAUUUAUGUUCAUUAAUUUGACACCAUUUUACAGAGACACUUAUUGGGUAUUGUAAACAAUCAAUGGUAAAAGAUCCACAUGUAGUCCAUAUUACUGCCCUCAAAUAAAUUUAUUGUGGGAGACAAGAAAAAACGUCUGUGCAAUAUUAACAAGAGAAAUAUAUUCAUAUAAAAAUGUAAAAGGUGUCAAAGGCAAAUGAUUUGCCCAAGAUUAAAGCUAGUUAGCACAAAAGCUAGAAUUAUAACCACGGUCUAAGAAAAAAAAAUCCACAAAGUAAUUUAACUGAAUUUGUUACGCCAUAUCAGGUUGCCCGCUGAAGCUUGUGGUCUUUCAGACCAGCUUUAACAUUCCAAAUCAGUCAACAGCUAUAGUGGAAAGAGAAUUGGAUGGGAAAUCAGGAGAUCAGAGUUUUACUUGUGGCUUUGUCUCUUAUAGUAAGCUUUUACUCAGGCGUGGCUGCUUUCUCCCAUUUUAGCCAGGGACUCGCCAUUCUUUAUCCUCUUACUGGGUCUUGUUAAUUGAAUAUUAGUUGUGUUCAUUUCUUAAAUGUAUUCAUAACCAUCACUCUAGUAAAAGUUUAUUACCUCACAUCCCCUACCUCAUCUUCCCCAACUUUAGGCCAUUCCUCACAUCAUUGCCACAAGAACUGUCUUUCAUUUUUCUGCUGAAAUAUUUUCAGCAGAUCCUGUUGAAUACUUGAUAAAGUUCAGCCUUCCAUAUACUGGCCCCAGCUUUGUCUCUUCAGACUCACUACUCAACCAUCUGACAAUGCCACUGAAAAUCAGACAUUCCACAAGAAUGAUUUUAAGCUUUUUCUAUGGUGAAGGUACAAACUGGUAAUAAACUAUGUUUCGUUUUUUUCCAGACUAAAGCAAUUUCUGUAAUACUACAUUUUACAAAACUAGUCAACUGAGUUUUGUUUAAGCUCUUGAACAAGUCUAGAAGUUGUAUCCUAAGGAGAAGAAAUGUUUUGUCCCCUCAGAGGAAAUUACAUUCAAUUUCUUAACCUCCAAAACAAUGUCAGUCUUGUCACCUGUGCAUUGGAUAGCCAAACCAUGAAGAUUUUACUUUAGCAGCAUAGAUACUCCAGACUUGAACGGACCAUUGUCCAGCUCCUGUGAGAAACUUGACUAAUAAAUAUUUGAGGAAAUUACUCGAAUACAUACAUGUUAUCCAUAUAUUUCUCAAGUACUUGAGAUUGUCUUUUAUUAUGGUUAAUCACUAAAAAAGAUGUUUACCAGGUUUCUUUAAUUAACCCCCUAAAGGUGUUUUCCAUUUUAUUGUUAAAACCCUUGGUGUUAGCAGGGUUCAGCACAAAAGCCCAAUGGUGAGAAUUUCUACAAAUUCUGUAAAGCUUACAGAAUUCGCUUAUUAUGUUGCUGAGUGGUGCUUAUGUGAGGAAACAUGCAAUAAAUUCAUUCAGCAAACGUUUAACUGAAUGCCUGUUGUAUGUUGAGUGUCAGUGCCAUACAUAGAAAAAUAUUAGAACUGUAGGAUCUACCCAUGUAAACCAUUCAGGCUAAUGAAGAAUUCAGAUACUGAAAGCCAGUAAAUCACAGUAAAACGUGGUAAGUAACCUAAAAGAGGAGAGCAAAGUAAUAUGAGGACACAGAGAAUGGAGUGACUCUGCCUGGAAAAGAAGGGGAAGGCUUUGUGGAACAUGUGGUAUUUGAACAGUACUCUAUAAAGAAGAAUCUGCCUGACUGAAGACCAGGUUUGUGAGCUUUCAAGUGGCAGAGGAAUUGCUCGUACAA